GAAAACUGAAGAUGUACGUUACACAAUGAGGAAAAGUGGUAGCGAUGUAGUUGGAAAAUGCAUUGAUAAUCACCUCUUUGUAUAUUGUUUAAAGUGGCGGUGAUUUCUGAAGUUUGGAAUUCACUCAGAUCUCAGAACCAAGAUUUUAUAUUUCUGCACAUUUUCGACUACUACUCGCAUUCACCCGAUUUUUUUUAAUUCGAAAAAGAAAACUCCCUAGCAAUUUGUGGGGUUUUUAGCGGAACACUGAAUGGGAAACGGGAGUCACAUCAAUGUAACCUAGUUUAACGUAAAACGGUAAUGUUUGCACACAGGAAGUCUCUUUUAUCAGUAGUGGUGUCUGAUUUAGAUAGCAUGGCGCAUUCAAUCAUUCCACAUUGUGAAGCACCUUGCGGAAGUGCUGGUUUUGUACUACUCAUUGGUCAGAAUGCGGUUACUUCUGGUUCUGUUCGCUGUCUUCGAUGUAACCCGAGCGGGAUCUUGUAACAUCCGUUUUGACACCAUAUCGAUUUACUAUGGCGAGAAAAGGGUGAAUCAGUAUGUAUGCGUGAAGGUCACACCGGCUGAUCUAACCCAGGAUAGCUUUUUCCCGGUCUCCUAUCCGGUCUUUACGGCUAAUGAUUCGCACCUGCUCUCCGUUUACAAGGAGAUGUUCGCAAAUAUGGGAAAGCAUUAUUUGGAAAUUAAAGUACUGGCAAUGGUCAACAGUCACAUUAGGAACAUAUCGGAGGAUGCAUUUGACAAAUUCGUUGGCCUCUCCUACUUGGACCUACGCCACAAUGACAUAACCGAGAUUGGUUUCCUGAAGACGAUCAUUUCGCGGUUACAGACUGUGGACUUGAGUUACAACAAGAUAGAGCACGUUUCCGUCAUCAACAUGUCGCAUCCGAGGAACUUGAACAAGUUGAAUCUUGCAUUUAAUAAAAUCAUCACCGUUGACUUUGGUUUUGUGCCAAACGCGACCGCGUUGAAUGCCCUGGAUUUAAGUCACAACCUACUCGAGAAUUUAAGUGAAGGUGUGUUUAGAAGUCUUCCUUACGUCGGAGAGGUAUACUUAACGAACUGCACCAGGAGAAAGCUGGACUUCAGGAUUUUUGAAUCAACCACUCGUUUGCGCGUUCUCAACGUCAGUCAUAAUGAUGUUUUGUUACCACAGCUGCCAUCACUUCCCCAAUUGAGUUCGCUGAAUUUGUCGGCCACCAAAGUUGCAAUUGACCAAGAGAUGUUCAUCGCGUCACGGCGCCUUCAGCAUUUAGAUCUCAGCAGUAAUGGAUUCAAAAACUUGGAGAAAAGCGUGUUCAUUCACUUACAGGAUUUGGAAUCAUUGCAUUUGCAUCACAACGACUUAGAGUCAUUAGAGCAAGACAUGUUCAAAGGGCUAAACAAAACGCUUCUGCUCAACUGCUCCUCUAAUAGGAUCAAGUCGUUACAGCCGAACGUUUUUGUCGAGUUGGUCUCUUUGCGUUCUUUAGAUCUGGCCAGAAAUGGCCUGGUAAAGAUCGAAACUGGAGCGUUUCAUUCGCUGCCCGAGUUGAGGUUUCUCGACCUAAGCGAAAACGCUAUCGAAACCCUUCACGAGAUGACAUUCAAGGGCCUCAACCUCCUUCUGGAACUGCACUUAAACGGAAAUCGCGUCAAAUCGCUCGUGUCCAAACCGUUCGCCGGUCUACAGAACCUAAUUCAACUGAGCUUGUCGGGUAAUCCCUAUCACGUGGUUGAAACCAAUACAUUUGUCGGUCUGACCAGCUUGAAAACACUCAACCUAUCACGUCUCGCGAUUUCGAACGUUGAGCCCAACGCGUUUGCGCCAUUCAAGCUUUUGAGCAGGCUCGACUUGAGUCACAACUCUAUAGACACACUUCUGGAGGGUGCGCUCAGUAUGGAGUACCAAGUUAGAUCGGUCUGGCUGAACGAGAACGGUAUUCGGAAUAUAAGACCUGGAGCGUUUAAUCGCAUGGUGUUCGAUAACAGCGGCUAUUACCCCGUCAACUUCAUCGAGCUCAGUAGAAACUCCCUGGCAUCUCUCAAAAAGGGAACGUUCGCGGGCAUCACAUACGUCGACACAAUCAACUUGGCAGACAACGCGAUUGAAUCCAUCGAGCCUGGUACCUUUGAAGGCUGCGUCAUGCGCACGACCUCCUACGGAAAUCAAAUCAUUCUGGACCGUAACAAGAUCAGCACCCUCGAAGAGGACGCAUUCAUGGGGGUGCAACAUUUGCAACGCCUCGAGCUGAGGGACAACGCUAUUGUCGCCGUCGACGUGAACGCCUUCAAUGGGCUGAACGCGCUACGCGUGCUUGGUUUGAGCGGAAACCUGCUCAAGGAGCUUCCUCUCGGGAGUGUAAGGCAUUUCGCCAAUUUGACCGAGCUGGAGCUCGCCGAAAAUUUCCUUACGAGUUUCGACGUGGGGUUCUUCUCCAAUCUCCAACAACUGCAGGUCCUCAAUAUCUCCUACAAUAGCUUCGUCGCACUCGACGUUAGCGUGCUGUACCCGAUGAGAUCGCUGUCGGUGCUCCAGCUUGACGGCAACUGUCUGAGCGAGCUUAAUUACAGUGCGUUAUUGCAGUACCAUGAUUACCUCAAGCGCAUCAGCGUCAACGAUAACAGGUGGACGUGCUCGAAUUUGAUCGAUAUGUUGAGGGCGUUUCGUGAUCGCUACGUGAACUACCUCUUUAACACUACGAGUACGUUUUUAGAAAGUAGUAUAGAGGGUAUCGGCUGCAGUAGGGAUGGGAGCAAUGUGGGAGGAUGUCACAAGGUGGUUGACGUUAAACGCCAGAAGACCAAAGCUGGGUCAAGAAACACUUCCAAUGCGCCUAGAGCAGGGUUAUUUAUCUUAUCGAUAAUGAUUUUUGUAGCACUUUUGAAUUGAAUCCAGAUUUUAAGUAGUGAUCUGACUGAAACCUGGAUCAAAGUGAAGUGUCAUUGAAGGGCUUUAUAUUCUCAUACAGUAUAAUGCACAGAAUAAAUCAUUCAAACUAGA
Messenger RNA from Photinus pyralis (common eastern firefly), 2983 nucleotides. Its product is annotated as insulin-like growth factor-binding protein complex acid labile subunit. The record is from RefSeq and is a predicted model, not a curated record. Gene Ontology annotation, molecular function: protein binding. Lineage: Eukaryota; Metazoa; Arthropoda; Insecta; Coleoptera; Lampyridae. Bases 428 to 2872 code for a protein of 814 amino acids. The transcript is spliced from 2 exons. Gene Ontology annotation, cellular component: extracellular matrix.